GCGAGUCUCUCUGCUGUCUCCGAUACCCUCUUUUAUCCUCAUAAAAGGAGAGAGAAAGAAGACAGUUGAAGAAAGUUGGGUUGGGGUGGACGGACCGCCAUUAUUUGGAGGCUUGAAAAACCACUUUCACCCUCACGCACAAUGUAAAUAUCUUAGUUUAGUGACAUACUUGGCCCAGAUUAUUUGUGAUCUGGCUACGAAACUGGAUGUUGAGUCUCGCGGUAAAUGCAUUGCUGCGUGCCGUCUGCAUAUGUCGGUGAAAUCAGCAUUUUAUGGCCACAAUAAAGGGCAUUACAAUUAACCAAAACCAAUGUGGUUAGGCCAUAGGAAGGUAUUAAAACAAGCCAUUUUCUCCGCGGAAACAACUGGCCUCCAAUAAAGGACAUUUCUUUGUUUGGAUAUGGUAAGCCUUCGGUGGAUUUUGAGAGCCGUUUCUAUACUUGCGUCUGACCAAAUAUCUCUUGGAAACUGCAAGUCUGUCACGCCACUGAAACAAAAAUAAAAGAACCUGCGAGGGAUUUAAUGUCAUCGGCCUUUUGUGCAGUCUUGUGGCCUUUUCCUUCUCUCUGGUAUAUACCAACGUUGGCCGAGCUGGUUUUAAGCCUUCUCCCGCUGGCCUGAAAGAAGAAGAGGCUUUCAGAAGGGACGGAGAAAGACACCGGUUCACCCCAAUUCCUGCCUCCAUCAACUUCACUCAGGUCCCCCUGCCUGACCCUGAUACCCCAUAAAAUGGGCAGUUUUCUUGACCACAUAGGAUGAUUGAAGCAUUAAAGCUAAAGCAUCAAUUAUAAAUCAUAUACAGGGCCCUGACUGUCAAGCUUUGGCCCAUGGCAAGAUGAAUGCCUGCAUACGAUGAUGAUGGCUAAAAAGCAAGAAUCCCGGAUGCCUAUCUACAACCUAGUUGUUGUUGGUCUGUCAGGUACUGAGAAGGAGAAAGGCCAAUGUGGAGUUGGCAAAUCCUGUCUUUGUAACCGCUUUGUCCGUCCUAGUGCAGAUGAAUUUCAUCUUGAUCACACUUCUGUUCUAAGUACCAGUGACUUUGGUGGCCGGGUUGUCAACAAUGACCAUUUCCUGUUCUGGGGAGAGGUGGGGCGAGUUUUGGAAGAUGGGGCAGAGUGCAGGAUGCAUGUGGUGGAGCAGACAGAAUUCAUUGAUGACCAGACAUUUCAACCCCAUCGCAGCACAGCCUUGCAGCCUUACAUCAAAAGAGCUGCCUCCACCAAACUGGCUUCUGCAGAAAAACUCAUGUACUUCUGCACUGAUCAGUUGGGGCUGGAGCAGGACUUUGAACAGAAGCAAAUGCCAGAAGGAAAGUUGCAGGUGGACGGCUUUAUGCUUUGUGUGGAUGUCAGUCGUGGGAUGAACCGCAACUUUGAUGACCAAAUGAAAUUUGUCACCAACUUGUACAAUCACUUAAGCAAGACAAAAAAGCCUAUUGUACUGGUUCUCACUAAGUGUGAUGAAGGGGUGGAGCGAUACAUCAAGGAUUCUCAUACCUUUGCCAUUUCAAAAAAGAACUUGCAGGUUGUUGAGACUUCGGCAAGGUCCAAUGUCAAUGUUGACUUGGCUUUCCUUACUUUGCUACAGCUCGUUGAUAAGGGAAGAGGUAAGCCCAAGAUCAUACCUUAUUUUGAGGCAUUAAAACAUCAGAGUCAACUAAUUGCCUCUACAAAGGAUCGCUAUGAGUGGUUGGUGAACCAAAUCGUGAAGAAUCACAAUGAAACUUGGCCCAACAUCAGCCGAUGUAUGCAAACCUCAACUGAAUACAAGGAGUAUGUUUUUUUAGAAGGUACAGGUAAGGCCAAGAAGCUAUUUCAACAACAUAUUCACCGGCUAAAGCAGGAGCACAUUGAAAGGCGUCGCAAAGGAUAUUUGAGCACUCUUCCACUUGCCUUGAAUACCUUGGUGUCUGAGUUGGAUGAAAUUGAGCAUUUGAGCUGGUCUGGGGUGCAGAAGGUCCUUGAGUCCAAAAAAGACUUUGAUCAUUGGUUUGUGGUACUGGAAGAUGCGCCAUGGGAGGAAACACCACAUCUUGACAACCUGGAGGAUGAUCGAAUUCCUUUUGAUGUAUUAGACACAACAGCUGCUGAAAUAAUCUUUGAUGCACACCUUGAACACCUGCGCAAUGAAUGCAAGCGUGCUCAGAUGCGACAGGAGUUCAAAGCUAAAUUGGCAUCUUCACCUUUUGUUACCCCUGGCAAGCCCUGGGAAGAGGCCCGCAGCUUCAUCAUGAAUGAAGACUUCUACCAGUGGCUUGAGGAGCCUGAAUAUUUGGACAUUUAUAACCGGCACCAAAAAGCAAUCAUAGACAGAGCAAAAGAGGAUUUUCAGGAGCUUCUACUGGAAUACUCUGAGCUUUUCUAUGAACUUGAGGUAGAUGCCAAACCUAGUAAAGAGAAGAUGGGAGCAAUUCAGGAAGUGUUAGGAGAAGAACAACGCUUCAAGGUACUGCAUAAAUUGCAAGCUGAAAGGGAUGCUUUAGUGUUGAAACACAUUCAUUUUGUGUAUCACCCUACUAAAGAAACUUGCCCUAACUGCCCACACUGUGUUGAUAACAAAAUUGAGCAAAUACUAGCUUCAUACUUUCCCACACGAUACCCUUUCUUUGGAAAGUCCCACGUGACUGAUGGAAAGGUCGAUAGGAUAAAUCUUGUUAUACUUGGCAAAGAUGGUCUAGCUAGAGAAUUAGCCAAUGAGAUUCGGGCUUUGUGUACUAAUGAUGAUCAUUAUGUGCUUGAAGGUAGAAUGUAUGAACUUGUCCUUCGGCCCAUAGAGGGCAAUGUUAGACUUCCUGUUAACUCAUUUCAUACAGCCACAUUCACUCCUCAUGGAUGCCUGUGUUUGUACAAUUCAAAAGAUUCAUUGUCAUAUAUUGUAGAAAGUAUUGAUAAGUUGCGAGAGUCCACGCUUGGCAGAAGGGACAACCAUAUUGCUCAGCUUCCUCUGUCACUCUUGUUAGUAACCAAAAGAGGUGUUGGAGGACUGGGUGAUAUUGGUGGAGAGACUGCCCAAACAUUAAUCCCACAGGGUCAGCAGGUAGCCAUAAAACUGCAAUGUAACUACCUGGAACCAGCCACUCCAGGCACUGGCUAUGGUCGAAAUGUGAAUGAAAGGCAGAUCAACCAGGUCUUGAAAGGUCUACUUGAAACUAGGAGGACUUCUACAUUCCAUAGCUGUUCUCCACCUGCACCCCCACUUCCUCCAUGUAUUAGAGACUUACAGCAGGACCAGAGCCCAGAGGCUGAAUUGCGUAUUGUGUUGUGCCUGAUGUGUGGAGACCCUUAUGACACUGAUCAACUUCUUGCGCCAUUCCUGCACCCUCAACAUUGCAAGCCGACCUCUCCUCUGGCAAGUGGUACUUCGGUACUGCUUGAACAGACUAUUGGUGGCCACAAGCAUACAAUUGAACUAUUCCUACUGUCAUACCAUGCUGCUUUUGCCACACGUAAGAGUCGGCUGGUGCAUGGCUACAUUGCUGUAUACUCUGCCUGUCGUAAGGCUUCUUUUGAAACUCUGUGUGCCUUUUUGUGCGAGGUUCAGGACAUUAUCCCAAUUCAGUUGCUUGCAGUGGAAGAAACCCAGGCUGAGCUUAUAGACUCUGAGUCUGCUCAUGAGUUUUUAGUCCAAGGUGAAGAACUGGCCCAUGAAAUUGAGGGACGGUGGUGCAGUCUUGUUUGUGGCCCUGGUGGAGUUGUUGGAGGGCUACACAAAAUAGACCUCUUGGAAUCAUUUUUCAAAGAGGUAUUAGAAAAGAAAACCAUUGUUGAGGCCAGCCACAUGUAUGAAAAUGUUGCAGAAGCCAGUAGCACAAACGAGAAUGUUUAUUCACCACACUGUGGCUCCCCUAGCCCUGUCACAAUGCUGUUAGAUUCUGAGGAAGACAUGGAAGCUUCCCCGCCUUACCAUGAUGGCACACUAACCUCUCAUGGUGGAUUCAAACUACCUGACUUGGACUCAGGUGACACACUCUCUGUAAUCUCUGACCUUAGCACUUUUGAGAACAAGCUAAACAAUAAAAUCCCUCCACAAGUGAGACCCAAACCUAGUGUCACAUUUGACCUCAGAAAAACAAAUUUCAGCCCUUAUGUGGAUGCAGUCAGCCAACGGCGGUCUCUUACCACCAAUGUGACAUGGCCUCUAGGAGGAGAUUACGAUCCUUCAGACUAUGCUGAGCCAAUGGAUGCUGUUUCUAAGCCACGCCCCAGCUAUGAGGACAGCAUAUACUCUGUACCACAUGACAGCACACAGGGCAAAAUUAUUACCAUCCGCAAUUCCAAUAGGAUGCACUCCAAUGGAGUAGGCAAUGGAUCGGACAGUGAAGGGGAUGGCAGCUCUUUGGAGAGACGUUGCAAGUUGCAAGCAGCGAGGGUGAAGCCACAACUCUAUCGUGAUCGUUCUAAACGACUGGGGAAGUUCAGUACUUUUCGCACUAGUUUUUCCAUUGGUAGUGAUGAUGAGAUUGGCACCCUUUCAAGGUCAAAAGAAGAUGAUGUUUCAGGACUGAAAGGAGACAUACUCAAUGAAGAAGGCGAAGAUCCCAAAAAGAGGAACAUACUGAAAAGUCUUCGCCGACCAGGAAAAAAAACAAGACCAAAGCCUCGACAUUCUAUCUCUAAGCCUUUGGAGAGUAACUACUUUGGGGUACCUCUGGUGAACGUGGUUUCCCUUGAAAGGCCCAUUCCACUUUUCAUUGACAAGUGCAUCCGUUAUAUUGAGACCACAGGUUUGACCACAGAGGGUAUCUACAGGGUAAGUGGAAAUAAGGCGGAGAUCGAGAGCGUGCAGAGACAGUUUGAACAGGACCACAAUCUGGACCUAGUGGAGAAGGACUUCACUGUGAAUACAAUUGCUGGGGCAUUGAAAAGUUUCUUCUCUGAGCUGCCUGAGCCUCUGAUUCCUUAUAGCUCACAGGUGGAGCUGGUGGAAGCUUUCAAAAUUAAUGACAGAGAAAAGAGGCUACACACUAUGAAGGACGUGCUAAGGCGAUUUCCCAGGGAGAAUUUUGAUGUCUUCAAACAUGUUAUGAGCCAUCUAAACAAGGUUAGUCAGUGGAACAGAGUCAACUUAAUGACCAGUGAAAAUCUAUCCAUCUGUUUCUGGCCGACACUGAUGCGGCCAGACUUCACCUCUAUGGAUGCCCUGACAGCCACACGCACCUACCAGACAAUCAUCGAGAUAUUCAUCCAUCAGUGUGCUUUCUUCUUUUACAACCAACCUCCGGCUGAGUCACCCACUGGCCCCUUUGGAACCCCUGGACCACUGGUGCCCUCUGGAUUGCCCCCAUCCCCCACAACUGCCCCUUCUUAUUGCCCUCUGACCCCACAUUUUACCCCCCUUUUGCAAUCCCCCCCACAUUCUCCCCCUCAGAGCCCACACACAGUCCUUGAAGAACCACAAACACUGUGAGUGGGGGAAAAUGCAGCCGAUGAUAUAAGUGAAUUGUACACACACACUACAAUGCAUGCAUACACAUCUACAUUCACAUAUUAGCCCUGCACACACACAGACAUUUAAAUGCCUCUAACACAUGUAGCUUGUUUAGGUCAGUGUUGUAUGUGAAAAAAGUGUGCUGAUCUCUCAGUACUUGUAUUUGGGAAGGAGUUGGUGAUCAUCUACAGUUACUUACACAUCAAGCAAUCCAAACACUCACCAGAUGAAGGUCUGUGCACUUAUGAGCACUUAUACAUUCUUUAAAAGCCAGCAAAGGCUAGUGUUUGUGAUUGCCAUGUCAGCACUGCCCUCAAUAUAGUUUAUUACAAAAGGGGGAUGUUCUUAUUUUCCAGAGUGUGAACAUACGUAGAUGUUUUAAUCAAAAAGGAAAUGAGCAGAUUUGAAGGACUUGAAGAUCUUCCUGCUUGCUCUUUCUCACUGCAUACUAGCCAACCUAUGUUGUUUUUAAAACUAUCUGUGUAUCUGAUAUCUUUCUAUCUGUCCCUUUUUCUAUUCUGCUUAUCUUUUUCUAUCCACCAAUGCCUCUCUUCCACCAUCUAUCUGUCUACCUUUUUUAUAUGGAACUGUAGUAAAUGGGACACUAUAGUCAUGAAAAAUCAUUAGUACUUAAUGAUGUUCAACCUUCCAUCAUAAAGCAUUUUGGGAGAAUAAUAGAAUUAACUUAAUUUUCCCUCUUUUCUCCCCUUUAUUUCAAGAAAAUGAAAUCACUUUAGCUGCAAACAUAUUCAUCACUUUGCCUGGCUUUUGUGUUCAACACUACCAUCAUUGGUUUGUAUCCUAUGGAAAAAAUUCUGAAAAGAUAAAUGCUAUGGAUUUUGGAGGAUUUUUUUUCUCUUGCGUCCGAGACUUGACGUUCUGACACCUAAUAGGCCAGAAGGUGAAGUUGAUGAGGAUUUGCUUGGCUGAGUGGCUCCUGUGAAUUUUUUCUGCCUUCAAGCCUUUUCUUGAAGGCUGGGAUUUAAAUGGCAUUGAUAUCACAUGGUUUUAGGGAAUGCAUUUCCAGUUAGCACUGGUGAGGGGCUCAAGAUCACUAAGACUUCAGAUUUACUCUGACCUUGAAACUCAAAACUCUCUCACCCUAAUUUUGGACUCAAUUUCAAAAAUGUUUAUGUCGAAGGCCUUUCAUUAAUGACAAAUCUGACUGUUUUUAAAAAACGUCAUUGUUUUUACUUCAUAGACUAAAGCACUUUUUUGUCUUUUUAUAAAGACUAGUUGUGAAUUGCAACACUGACGACUGGUUGGUUUAAAAUGUUGCCACCAUGUUUGAAGGAUCAAAAAACUUGGAGUGAUCAGACAGAGAUUAGUCCUAUUCUUGGACUAAAUUUCCAUUUUUGUUCUUAUUUUAUUUUUAUGAUUAUCCAUCUUUAUCUGCUAUGAGUAUUUUUGGACCUGUUAUACAGCCUGAAUUUUAACUAACAUGGACCUUAUAGUCAUAUCACAAUUUUUGUAUUGUCAUCUUCAUGUAACUGGAUCAGAAUGACAAAUUUGGCCUUUUCUGCUUUUAACAUCUCAUGAUUUGUCUAAACUCGUCUGGACAAAUCCAUAAUGUAUAAAGAUACAAUAUUUCAUUGUGUGUAGAUUGUAUGUAUAUUACCUAAUUACCUUAAUAUUUUCUCUUAAAACAUGAAUCUUCUGAAGUGAAGGAAAUUAUUCCUAAAUGUGUUUUGCUUGCAUAUGCCACUUCCUAUUUCUAUCCAGCCAAGGUAGAAAAGCUGAAGUACCAAAGUAGUGCAAUGUGGUGGAUGAGGGUUCAACACCAGUUGUAAAUAUUUUGAUGACGGGGUUGGGGAUGAGUAUUUCAGAUUCAACUCAAAUACUUGACAAAUAACCCAUGGCAAGUCCUUGAUGAUUUGAAAAUGUUUUUUGUUCAUUGUCUUCAUUCUGUGUACCUGCUGCUUUUCUACCAGGCUAAACAAAUAUGAAUUCAUCCCAGCUUUACUUGAAGUGUACAAUGUUUCUUUCAUAUUGAACUUUCCAGCAAGCUGCCUGAAAGCUCUAGAAUUACUGUAGUAUCUAGUCUGGAUGUUGAUACAGCCAUUUUUGUCUGUAAUGGUUAUCAUAAUGGUUGAAGAUUUGAGGCCCCUGAAGAGUGCCACAAAAUGUUCUCUUUUUAAGUAGAAGUGUUGAUAUAGAAGUAGAGCUUCUUUGGAUUAUUUCCACAAAAAAAAUGUGAAAAUGUGAUCAUUUCCUGUUCUUCGUUGCUUUGUGUUGAAUCCAGAAUGUAGAUUACAGGCUACACUCCAUUGGUUGUGGUUCUGCAGCAUUGGGAGUAAUAUAUAAACAAUGUGUUUUAUGUUGCGCUUCACAACAUCUAACCUGCUGAGUUUACAUAUGUUUGCACCCUGAAAUUUUAUAAAUGAACCCUAGCAACUAGUAAGCGAGCCCAAGGCAAAAUCCUGGGGUAGAUGUGACCGUUAUGGCAAUUCUUAUGCCACUGUAUUAAUUGAUAAUUAUCAUUAUAAUACUCAUUAAACCAUUUCUUGCACUUUUAAAUAUGUAAUUUACCAUGACUUUAUCAGAAUGACUGAGAUAUGUGUAUUUUGUUUUCGUGACCUAGCGAGCAUUUAAAGCUUGUUUGACCCUUUUUUUUUUUUUUUUUUUUUUUUUUUUUUUUUUUAAAGCCUCUGAGUUGAAGUGUAUAUGUUUUGGGUUUUAGCUCACAUAAACUAAUAUCAGUGUAAUCAGAAGGAAGUCUGACCAAGUUCAGCUGUAUUACUUUGGGGUCUAAAUACAAGCUUAGAUUGGACACAAGAGCCAGUCGAUGCUAAUUUCACACUUUUGGCUCUAUGAGAAUGAAUGUUGUACUGCCCUCUUGUGGCCAUAAUUUCAUCAGCAGGUAUGAGUUUGUUUAAUUGGAAAGAAGUGCAUUUCCUAAUAUACAUAACAAAUCUGAAAAAAUAUAAAUAAUGAGAGAACCCGCUCACAGCCGCUUAUUUUUUUAUGUUGGCUGGUCUGUUGAAAAAGGAUCUGUAAUCUGUACUCUAAAGAUUUCGUUUUUUAUCAUUUGCUCUGUUCUCCGUACACCUACCACCCCAUUACACCCCCUCCUUGUGUCUUUUGUUUGUAUUUAAUUGGUAGAGAAGUGCUUUCUGCUGUGAACAGUUGGUUUAUUUCCUUUAACGUGGGAAAGAGACAGCUUUUGUUUAACUUAAAAAUGUAUUUGUUUAGGAGUGAUUUGAGAGACAUUUAGCUGACAGUAUGGCUGUAUAAUGUGGCUCUUUUAAUUCAAGCAACAACAAUUUGUUGUGUUUGAGGUGAAAAACACUGCCUUUUAGUUGGACGUGUUUGUUUCAUAUUUGAACAGAAGACAAGGCCAGGCUACCUUAGUAGCAUGCAUGACUAAAGAUCUAUACAGGGAGAAGUUUUUCAUAUGUUUUCAGUAUUUCAGAAUAUGAGCCUGAUUAAAAAUAUAUAUUAUGAGAAAUAAUGAAAAAACAUCAGCAACAUGAUCCUGUUAUGAAAGAGGGUCAGGCUUUAAAUAAACUGAACAACAAACAAUAAAUCAAUUUUGUAACAUGA
Messenger RNA from Myxocyprinus asiaticus (Chinese sucker), 8970 nucleotides. Its product is annotated as rho GTPase-activating protein 35-like. Gene Ontology annotation, biological process: signal transduction. The record is from RefSeq and is a predicted model, not a curated record. The transcript has 7 exons. Lineage: Eukaryota; Metazoa; Chordata; Actinopteri; Cypriniformes; Catostomidae. Gene Ontology annotation, molecular function: GTP binding; GTPase activity. The coding region runs from base 853 to 5406 and encodes 1517 amino acids.